Messenger RNA from Plodia interpunctella (Indianmeal moth), 4605 nucleotides. RefSeq names its product anchor (gene anchor). Lineage: Eukaryota; Metazoa; Arthropoda; Insecta; Lepidoptera; Pyralidae. The record is from RefSeq and is a predicted model, not a curated record. Gene Ontology annotation, biological process: intracellular signal transduction; transmembrane transport; negative regulation of BMP signaling pathway. The coding region runs from base 158 to 2623 and encodes 821 amino acids. Gene Ontology annotation, cellular component: membrane. The transcript has 15 exons.
GUACAUUUGCAAGUCAGUCAGUCAGUCCUAUAUGGUUUUACCUAGAUUUCAUUAAUAUUAUAUCUAGGUAUUGUACUCUUCGUUUGUGAUAUAUUUACAAUUUUAUUUCAAUAUGAAAAUAAUCCAUAAAAUAAACACUUGAACAAAUAAAUAAGCAAUGGAUGUAAUAAAGAAAAUGGAUCUUGGAGAUGCAACAUCGGAUAAUUUGUACCCUGCUCUUUUUCAAUGUUUCACAAUAAUAGUUUGUGGGUAUAUAGCUGGCCGUCUUAACAUAGUCUCCUCAACAGAGUCAAAGGGCAUUGCUACUUUUGUAGGCACAUUUGCCCUGCCCUCCCUAAUAUUCCUAUCACUGGCUCGGCUUGAUUUCACUACUGUAAAUUGGACAUUUUUACUUGCUAUCCUGUUGGCUAAAGGUCUUAUAUUUUUUGCUGUAAUUGUUGUUACAUUAUUUGUAUCAAAACCUAUUAAUUUAGGGAGAGCAGGCAUUUUUGCAAUAUUUUGCACACAAAGCAAUGAUUUUGCCCUUGGAUAUCCUAUAAUCAAUGCAAUAUAUAAAAAUACUCAUCCCGAAUAUGCCCUAUAUCUAUACUUAAUGGCUCCAAUAUCAUUGGCAAUAUUAAACCCUGUUGCAUUUGUUCUAAUGGAAAUAAAUAAACAAAAAGAGGCUGCUCAGGCAAUCACUGAUGCAACCAGAAACAAAGAUGUUUGCAAGCUCAAGCUGUUGCAGCAAAUUGUGAAAGGAAUUGCAUAUAAUCCUGUUCUAGUCAUGACUGUCCUGGGAAUUGUAGGUAAUAUUGUGUUUAAACAUCAGCUGUCCAUUUACAUUGAAGGCUUAUUACAGGUAUUUGGACAAUCUUUCUCUGCAUCAGCUCUUUUCUUACUUGGUCUGCGAAUGGUUGGACAGAUACACCGUCUCAGAGGUCCGGCAUUAGUUUUGCCAUGUAUUUUGAUUAUGGUUAAAUUGAUAAUUUUACCUGUGGUCAUGAGGGAGUGUGUUAGUAUUCUCAAUUCGGGGGCCAAUGAAUCGGAGACACUUUCUUUGUCAACCUAUGCAUUUCUGUAUGGAACAAUUCCAACUGCACCGGCUGUGUUUGUGUUUUCCAAUCUUUAUCAAUUGGAAAUGGAUUUGAUGGCGUCCUCAAUGGUGAUCUGCACAUUCAUAUCUGGCCCUCUGAUGUUCCUCUCGGCACAAGUGAUAUCGAUUAACAAGGAUUAUGCGGAACAACUGAAGAGAUUUGGUUUUGACCUGUCCAUUGUGGCUUUGAUUGCAACAUUGUGGGUUCUAAUUGUCUUCACAGUUACAAAGAAAUAUAAACGGAUGCCUCACAAGUUGACUCUUUGUCUUCUUGUGUCCCAGAUUUUGCUGGCAAUAAGUGUGAUUUGGGGUGGUCCUCUUAUCAACUAUACACCCUCAUGGCAAAAUACAAUUCAAGAGUCUCUCAGGACAUUCAGCAUGUAUUCAUGCCUGCUAUGGACUUCCAUGCUCUCUGUUGGUAUUCUCAUGUUAGAGAGUCGUGGACCAUGUUUCGUGGUGACCAUAUGGCCAGUGCUUGGCUUCGUGGCGUGGGGAGCCCCGGGCGUGAUGGUCGCUAUACUCCUGGCCACCAAACACAGCCCAGAUUUGGAUGGGAAAGCCACGGAUGCUAUUCGUCUUUGUCUAUUGGUUUUCUGUCUAACUGUAUCAAUCGGCUGUUUGAUAGUGUACGUGCGGUUCCGCCGGCGUAGUGCACAGUUCGCCUCACUGUCGGCUGAGGUGUCAGGUUCGAGUCCACCCGACGAGUCGACUAGUCUGGUGGACAAUAUCGAGCCUACAUCACACACACAGUCGCUUUCCAAUGAAGACCAAGGAUGUUACGGGACCAUAACGGCCACUCCAUCGCCCAGUAAGAACACGAACGGCUGUUGUUCUGACGACCCCAACUGUGAGAACGGCUUGCCCUCAUCUCACGACAUUGAAGAUCUAGGUGACAAUGCCAAGGAAUGUGGCUGUCCUCCGUCGCAGCAGCAGCGCUGUCGCGCUCCGGACGAGCUGGAGCAGGCCGCACGGCUGGCGCUGCCGUCCGGUCGCGGCGAACAGCUGCUCAAACACACCGUGCUGCUCAUCGUCUGCAGCCUCAGCAUGUUCAUUGGCAUCACAUAUACAACAUGGCGUAUGAUGUUGAAGGACGAGAGCGGGGUGUUCAUAGAGAUUGAGUUUCUGGACAUCGUGGCCAACUAUGGCCAGGGGCUUGUGCUUUUCGUCCUGUUUGGAUUAGACCCGGAAGAAAUUUUGGUUCCCACAGUUAGAUAUAUCAAGAAGAUAUGGCAUGGAGCUGAUACUGUAGUCCUCCCUUCGGUGGAAGACUUGAGUUUUGAAACUAAACAUGUGUGCGACCAAUUCAUAACACACCAUUUGGAACGAUGCAAGGCAGCUAUUGCUAAGGAUACAAGAUGGCGCAUGCGGCGCUACCGCGGCGUGUUCCGCGGCGCGUGCCUGGCGCGCUGGCUGCAGCACUGCGGCCUCGCGCGCGACCCGCGCGACGCCGUGCGCUAUGCCCGCCAUCUGCUGGACGGCCGCCUCAUCGCGCACAUCAACAACCAACACCACUUCACCGACUCCCAGCUGCUCUACACGUUCACAUGAAUUUUUUUCCACACUGACUUUUGUAUCGCUAGCGAAUUUUUGUCUACGUGAUCCCGGUAUGAAAGUGUAUGAAAGUAACCCCGGAAUUGCGUAAUAAAAUCAAUCGUAAUAAAACCCUUACACAAUCAAAUAUCUAAAUUGAGGAAAAUGUAUGGAUCACCUGAUUAUUUUUUCGCGAUUUCGGGGUGAGUCCUAUUACGAAAAGUUGUUCAGUAUCAUGUACUGAGCAUGUAGAAAAAAAAAUCGCUAGUGAUUAAAAUGUCACCCAAUAAAUACAAGAUUUUACCAUACAAAUUACCAGGCUUCUUAGAGCAUGCCGUUACACACUAUCGCCGAAUUUAAGACAGAUGCCAACGCAAUUACGUAGGACGUGUUUCUAUUUAAGCUUUUAAAAUCGCAAAGAAAAUAAUCUAUUUCCCGAUAGUGUAUAAGCGACAUUACACUACACGAUCAUAAUGUAUUCCGAUUCCAUAGCACAUAGUUAUUCUUCUUGUCUUUAGAAAUAAAAACAAAAAAACGGUAACAGAGGGGUAACAAACGGGAAAUUUAACUUCAUCAUAUCUUUCGUGUUGCUGAUACAAAAAAGGAGAAAUAAGUAUUAUACACAAGAAAAAAUUGACCCUUUGUCCCUCACCGUACACCCAGUUUUUCAAUAUCCGAUCUACCCCUUUGUAUAUAAUGUUGCAUGGAAAUCUUCCAUCUCAUUUAGGUACACUAGCUCCUCAUAUUUAGUUUUGUCUGUGAUUUUACACUAAAUGAUUGCUUUACAUUGUAUUCUAGUUCCAUCUAACAAAGUAGUCUACUUCUGUUCUUAGUAAAAACUAGUUUUUAUUGAAAUAUUACUUAGGUAUUUUUACUUUAUGCCAAAAAAUGACAAUGCGUGUAAAUCUAAUAUAGCAAGAAUAGACUGAUAAAAGAAGAAUAGAUGGAUGAUAGAAGAUUAUAAUUUUAAAUCAUAUUGUAAGUAAAAAAUGUUAUAAAACUACAGAUGUGUAAUCUGUAUUAGUAUGUCACAUGUUGGACCUAUUGUUUUUAAUAAGAAUCAGUUUUUUAUGAAUGUAAUGUAAAUAAUUUUAUUAUUGGCUAUUAUCUAAAAUAAUAAUUAAUCCAUGUUUUAGACUUCUACACCAUUUCCGAUAAAUCAAAUAAUCUUUUUUCAUAUGAGUAUUUUCCUAUUUUUAUAUAAUAUAAAGAACAAGGAUAUAUAACAUCAAUGAUUUUAUAUAUUUUUUAAAUAUCAACGACAUUAUAUCAGUGGAUUUAUUAUAAUUUAACAUGGUUGUUAUUUUUAAUAUGUUUUUUGUAUUUUUUUUUAUACAAACGUGGAUCCAUUUCCACUUUUGUAUAAAAAAAUACAAAAAAACAUACAUACUUAGUGACGCACAUAAGUGGGAAGUGUUUCUACAAAUCACAUCUUUUGCCGCUUAAUAAUGUAUUGGUACAAGUCAAAGAGGUGCUGAAGUUGACCAAUAUUAUGUUGAUUUGCAUGUGAUGCAAAUUGCUUUGGUACUUAGUAAGAUCAUUAGUUCAUUUAAACUAAUGUACUAUUGAAUGUCUUAAAACUCUUUUAAAAUCAAUACGAAUGUAAAAUCUACAUAAAAUCUAUUUUGUCUUUGGUGUUGGCAAAAAUCGACAUAACACAAUAUGUGAUCUCAUACUUAUUAUAUGAUGCCAUAUACAGGUAAUAGGUACUUUAUUAUAUACUGUGAUCUGAAAGCAAGUUGCUUUAUUUCAUUGCUUCAUUAUGUAGGUAAUUUAUUAUUUGAUAAUCAAUUUUAGUGAAUGAUUUUAUUGUGAUGUUGGCUGUUAUAACUAUAUUAUUUAAUAAUUAGAAUAUAAGUAAUACAUUAUUCAUAUAUUGUCACAAAAGUGUGCUAUAAAAUGUAUUGUCUUAAUAAAUACAUUAAUUGAACAAGUAUAUAUUGUAUAUUUCGUUUGAGCAAAAUAAAAUGUAAAAAAAUAUAUUGUUGUUGCAUAGCAAA